CUUUCAAAGACCCACAACUUCUUCUUCUUCUCCAACCUUCAAACCUCCAUAACUUCAUUAAUUCUUGUCCAAACUAAGUGAAAUCGGAGUCUAUCUUGACUAAUUUUUCACGUAGUUUCUGAUUUUGCCAAGAGAUUUACAAGAAAACGCAGUUUUUGGGUCCGAAUUCCAAACCCUAGUCCGAAAAUUUUUGGGGGUUUUUGGAGUUUUUGUUUCACAAGCACUUUAGCAUCUUCAAAACAAGGAAAAUGGUUAAGACGAAAGAAAAAGCGGGAUCUAGUUCGCCAUCAUCGAAAGGGAAAGGCAAACAAGUAGAACAACAACCGCGAAAGAGACAAUAUUUGGGCCGAGUGGAUGAAAGUGAAAGUGAGGAAGAGAUAGAGUUGGACCCGACUGAAAAGCCGAUAUGGAAUUCGGGUCCAUUAGAUGAUCAAGCCGAGGAGUGGCAACCGACACUCUACCAUGACAGCAUGAAUAAGUUGAAGAACAAGGCUGCUGCAUUCAUUUGUGAAAGAGAAGUUAAUGAGGUUCAAUUUGGCCAGUUCGGGGUGUUUGAUAAAUUUCGCGCUCUAGGUUGGGAGGGGGCGCUUAGUUGUUAUGAUAAAGAUAAAAGCAACCUGUUUAUGACCGAAAUUCAAGAGUGGGUGGCAACUCUUAAGGUUAACCAAUAUGACAGGCCAUCGCAAAUGAAGCUAACGGGUAUUGUGAAUGGAAUUCCAGUGGAGAUGUCUUUUACCACAUUGAAGAAAUUGGGAAAAUACGACAGUCUACCGGCUAGUGAUUAUAUGAUACCGACUCUUGAUGACCUCUUGAUUAAACCGGAGAAACAUGUUCGAUGGAAUGAUAUGUUGGCAGCAAUAUUUUUAGUUUUUUACCUGGUAAAUAUAGUGGUAUUCUAUACUGGAAGAAUUUAAAAAUAGAAACUAAAUUGUUGUUAGCCAUAUGUGUUCUCAACGUUAUUCCACGAAGGGGAGACAAGGAGCAGGUGAGGUUUCCCGAAGUACCCGUUCUUUACACGCUAAUGCAUGGGUCUCCGCGUUUUCCGAUACGCUAUCUGAUCAUGAACCACUUAUGGAUCUGCCGGAAUAAGUAUGGAAGAGACAUCGUCCCGUAUUGUCGAAUAAUUACGGGGUUAAUGAAACAACAAAAGGCGAUAACAUCUGAAGAUCGAGGAGCAACAAAAAGGCAUCAGCCUUUUACAUUGGAUAAGUUGGGGAUUGGGUGGUCAUAUACACAAUCGGAGCGUUAUCACAAGUUAAAGUCGGAAGGGCAAAGGUGGAGGGCACUAAAGUUGGGUGCCCGAGAUUUGUUACCGGGUGAGCCGGACGAGCCAGAAAGUGAUGAAGAAGUAGUUCCAAGUGGAGACGAAGACUAUGCGGACGAGCCGCAUGGUGGUGAAAAUGUUGGUCAAGGGGGUUAUGGUAGAGGUUAUGGCGGCAUGUUCUAUGAUUAUACGCAGCAAUCUUAUGUGCCGGGAUGGGCUUAUGAAGGCACAAUGCAAGAAGUGAUUGAGAAUCAACGGCCUCCGGCAUCCGUGUUUGAUACGUGGUCGGGGGCGGAGAGGACGUUGUAUGAUCAAAACACGAGGUGGAAACGAAUAAUCGGUAUUAUGACGACCAAGAGAGGAGAAUGCACGCUGAUUAUCAUGCCGGGCGGCCGGUGGUUGUGGAUCCACAACAUUUGGAUUAUGCGUCUCUACCACCGUAUGAUGGUAGUGUUUCGUAUCCAACCCCGCCGAUCCACCACUCAUAAUGGAUUGACCCAAGGCAACAAGAAGGAGCACAAUAACAACAAGGAGGAAGUAGUAGUAGCGGCUCAUUUGCAUUUGGAGAAUGGAACGACAUGAUGUCUUCCAUCUUUGGACCUCCGGGACCGCGCUACUAUUAGUAAGGUUGUGUUUCUCCUUUGUAUAUUUUGUGCAUAUGUGUUAGUUUGUUUUGUUUUGUUUACGGUUGGGCGGUUGGGUGGUGUAUGAUUUUGUUCUUUUGUUGGGUUGGUGCUUGUUGGUGGUGUCAUGUUUUAAAAAAAAGAAGAAAAACAUAAAAAAAAAUUAUAAAAUGAAAAAUCCAAAAAGAAAUUUGGGGUUUGAGUGAA
Helianthus annuus (common sunflower) is the source of this 2094-nucleotide messenger RNA. RefSeq lists its product as uncharacterized. The record is from RefSeq and is a predicted model, not a curated record. The transcript has 2 exons. The coding region runs from base 1022 to 1846 and encodes 274 amino acids. Lineage: Eukaryota; Viridiplantae; Streptophyta; Magnoliopsida; Asterales; Asteraceae.